ACGACGACGGCGACGAUGGAGAAGGGAAAGGGAGUGAUGGGAGCAGGUCGGAGAUGGGCCGUUGACUUGACUGACAACUCAACUUCCCCUUCUUCCCGCGACUUCCCCGACCCUCCUGGCUUCUCUCGCGCCUCCCUUGAACAGGAUGAUUCGACUGUGAGUCGCCAGAAGAAGGAUGCUGAAUCUACUUGGAAAGCUCAGAAAGCUUGGGAAGUUGCACAGGCCCCAUUCAAGAAUUUGAUGAUGAUGGGUUUCAUGAUGUGGAUGGCUGGGAGCACGGUGCAUUUGUUUAGCAUUGGAAUUACGUUUUCCGCUCUUUGGCAGCCCAUAAGCGCCUUACAGGGUGUAGGGAAGGUUUUUGAGCCCUACAAGGACGGCAAAGUAGAUCUUAUUGCCCCAAAGUUGCUCUUCAUUGCGCUUAAUUUGGGGGGUUUAGCACUGGGUGUUUGGAAGCUUAACACUUUGGGGUUGCUUCCUACACAUGCAUCUGAUUGGGUUUCUUCCUUACCCCCUGCUCAGGAGGUUGAGUAUUCGGGUGGUGGCAUUCUUCGUUAUUGACAUCAACGUUCAGUUUGAAUGGCGGUCAAUCUCAAGAAAAGGAUGAACGGCAACUUGCAGAAGCAGGAUGAGAAUUUGUUGCUGUUUACUGGCCGAUGGCGCAUGGCUUAAGCAUGGAUAAUGUGAUUCUUCCGUGUUCUGAAUGAUAUUACUACGUUUUGUUGGCAAUAGAAACUCAGUUUGUAGUACUUGUUUAAGUGACUCGAUGAAUUACCAUACAAUCUAUAAUUUUAACACUUUCA
Molecule: messenger RNA, 800 nt
Organism: Pyrus x bretschneideri (Chinese white pear)
Lineage: Eukaryota; Viridiplantae; Streptophyta; Magnoliopsida; Rosales; Rosaceae
Product: ER membrane protein complex subunit 4-like
Exons: 6
Coding region: 16-558 (180 amino acids)
Biological process (GO): protein folding in endoplasmic reticulum
Cellular component (GO): EMC complex
Source: RefSeq, a predicted model, not a curated record